GUUUCUGCCUGCACCAAAUUAUGUUAAGGGACAUUUAACUCGCAUCACCGGUACCAUAAUUGAGGCGAAAGGAAAAUCAUCAACGACUCGGUUGCAUUUCAGGUAAUUUAAUUACAUUCUGUGUUGUAAUUAACUCAUGUUAAAGUGAACGAUGAUGUUUGUAGGCAACUGAAAGUCUCCGAUUUGAUGUAUCAGAGUCGGUGUUCCAUCAUCUGGAAGAUUAUUUAUUUAAUUUUCUUUGCAAAUUACGUGACAUCGUUAAUUGGUUUUUCCGGCGCAAUUCUGGAUCAGUGUUCCAUUGCAACGCGCUGUACAAAGAUACCGAUUCCAUUUACGGAUGCUGUGUCUCACUAUGUUUUCAUUGUAGAUAGCUUCAGUUAACUGUAUCCAUAAUUAUUAACAAAGAAAUAAGUCUUUUUGUACCGCUUGGAGAUGUCUCAGCCAAUAACAGAUAUUCUAAUGUUAUGUAGAAAAGAUAUCUACAUUGCAUAUUUUCUACACAAGUAAACAGAGCCCCAUGAUUUGGAUAUCAUAAAACAAAAAGCUAACAUCAGUUUUCAAGAAUAUUUCCAGAGUUAAUAUGGAGGAUGGUAAUCACUCAGACACUUCCAACACAACUGUUUCUGAGAAUAUAGAUUCGAUUAAACAGACAUCUGAUGCUGAGGAACCAUCAUCUCAUGGUAAGAAACCAUUAUCCUGUAAGAACAAGUCACCGCGAAGAAAUAUCAAUUGUGAAAUAUGCGGAAAAACUUUUGAGAAUUCCAGUAAUUUAAAAAAGCACAAGCGAUUACACACGGGGGAAAAACCAUUUAAAUGUGACAUUUGUGGAAAAUCAUUGAAUCAGAAAUACCACCUGAUUGUCCACAAGCGUAGUCACACUGGAGAAAAACCGUUUCGCUGUGAGCUAUGUGGAAAAUCUUUUGUUGAUAAUUAUUACCUAAAGGUUCACAAAAAGAGGCAUACCGGGGAAAACUGUUUUAAUUGCGAAAUAUGUCAGAAGUUUUUUCCUUACAAUUAUCUCCUUGUUCUCCACAUUCGUAGUCACACGGGCGAGAAACCGUUCCACUGUGAAACAUGUGGUAAGUCUUUUGCUGAUAAUAGUUUCCUAACAAAGCACAAGAGGAUCCAUUCCGAAGAGAAAUCUUACCAUUGUGACAUCUGUGGGAAAUUAUUUGUCAGUAAUACUGUCUUGAAAAUUCACAGAAGAAUUCACACGGGGGAGAAACCUUACCAUUGUGAUAUUUGUGGUAAAUCUUUUGCCAUUAAUAGCUCGUUAACGAGUCAUUUGAGGAUUCAUACUGGGGACAAACCGUACCCCUGUAAAGUAUGCGGAAAAUCUUUUCUCAGUAAUAGCUAUUUAACGAAGCAUGAACGAAUUCAUUCUGGGGAGAAACCUUAUUGUUGUCAAAUUUGCGGAAAAUCGUUCGUGGUAAAAAGUCAUUUAACAAGGCAUGAACGAAUUCACUCUGGAGAGAGACCCUUCCACUGUGAUAUUUGUGGAAAAUCGUUCGUUGACAAUAGUGAUUUAACAAAACACAGAAAAAUCCACACUGGCGGGAAACCAUUUAAAUGCGAAAUAUGUAGGAAAUCUUUUGGGAAUAUUCAUUCUCUUGGAGUUCACAAAAGAUUACACUCCGAAGGGAAGCUUUUGAAUUGUGAAGUAUGUCGGAAAUCCUUCUUGGAUAACACUCAACUGCUUCGUCACAAAACAGUCCACACUGGGGAAAAACGGUUCCGCUGUGAAGUAUGUGGAAAAUCGUUCAGGAAAAACUCACUACUUGUGGCCCAUAUACGUAUUCAUACUGGAGAGAAACCUUACCACUGUGAAAUGUGCGGAAAAUCAUUCGUAGUUAAAAGUAAUUUAACGAGUCACAAACGAGUUCACACCAGAGAGAAACCGUUCCACUGUGAAAUCUGUGGAAGGUCUUUCAUGAAGAACUCAGUACUUAUCACCCAUAUACGGAGUCAUACCGGAGAAAAGCCUUACCAUUGUGAUAUUUGCGGGAAGUUCUUCAGCGCCAAUUCUUAUCUUGUCGUUCACAAAAGAAUUCAUGAAGGGAAACCCUAUUAUUGUGACGUGUGUGGAAAGUCUUUCUUGAUUAAGUCUCUACUUCUUCGUCACGAAAAAGUCCACAGCGGAGAAAAACCAUUCCGGUGUGAAACGUGUGGGAAAUCCUUUUUGGAUAAAUCUCGACUUGCUCGUCAUGAACGGAUACACACGGGGGAAAAACCAUUCUCUUGCGAUAUUUGUGGGAAAUCCUUCAUGGAUAAUUCCCGACUUCUUCACCACAGAGGAAUACACACUGGGGAAAAACCUUUCCAUUGCGAAACUUGUGGGAAAUCCUUCUUGGAGAAGUCCCACCUUGCCAGUCACAAAAGAGUACAUACUGGCGAAAAACCCUUUUUUUGUGAUAUUUGUGGUAAAUAUUUCUCGUCCGGCAGUAACUUAACAAGGCAUAAGGUACAACACGUUGGGAAAAAAGAAUUCCACUGCGACAUAUGCGGAAAAUCUUACUUCAGUAACGAUGAUUUACGAAGACACAAAAGGAUUCAUGAUGGCGAAAAAACAUUCCACUGUGAAAUCUGUGGGAAAUCUUUCUUCGAUAAUUCUAACCUUAUUGUCCACAUCCGUAGUCACACUGGGGAAAAACCUUAUCAUUGUGACACCUGUGAGAAAUCAUUUACCUGUAAAGGUGACUUGAACAGACACAAACAAAGACACACGGGAGAAAGGCCACAUUAUUGUGAAACUUGUGGGAAAUCAUAUUUCUGUAAAAGUGACUUGAAUAAUCACAAACGCUCGCACACGAAAGGGAAGGCUUUGAAUAAUGAGUGACCCGAGAGAUCUUUCUCUUGUAAGUCUAAACUCAUAGUCUGUCGAAGAAAAUGAUUACAGAUAUAUUUUUUUCACAACAAAUGUCCUCCAUUAUAUAUA
Molecule: messenger RNA, 2935 nt
Organism: Octopus sinensis (East Asian common octopus)
Lineage: Eukaryota; Metazoa; Mollusca; Cephalopoda; Octopoda; Octopodidae
Product: zinc finger protein 91-like
Exons: 2
Coding region: 581-2836 (751 amino acids)
Biological process (GO): regulation of transcription by RNA polymerase II
Cellular component (GO): nucleus
Molecular function (GO): RNA polymerase II transcription regulatory region sequence-specific DNA binding; DNA-binding transcription factor activity, RNA polymerase II-specific
Source: RefSeq, a predicted model, not a curated record